Messenger RNA from Thamnophis elegans (Western terrestrial garter snake), 2490 nucleotides. RefSeq names its product JNK1/MAPK8 associated membrane protein (gene JKAMP). Gene Ontology annotation, molecular function: ubiquitin protein ligase binding. Bases 611 to 1543 code for a protein of 310 amino acids. Gene Ontology annotation, cellular component: membrane. Gene Ontology annotation, biological process: response to unfolded protein. The record is from RefSeq and is a predicted model, not a curated record. Lineage: Eukaryota; Metazoa; Chordata; Lepidosauria; Squamata; Natricidae. The transcript is spliced from 7 exons.
CCUUUAUUAAAUCAUAUAAAUAGGAAUUCGUUUAUAAUAUUAUAACAUAAGACCUGACUAAUAUGACAAGAUAUUGAAACAACGCUACAUAAUUAUCCACCCAUAAUUCCUAGUUGCUGGCAUAGAUUAUUGGGCGACAUAAAUUUGUUAGAUAGACUACACUUGAAUAGAUAGACAAGAUAGAUAAAAUAGAAUACUAGAUAGUUUAAAAACGCUCAAAUAUUCUAACUUCACCAGAUUAAAUUUUACAGAUCUAGUGGAAAAAUUGGCUGAGGUUGAUUUUUCCAGCUAUUUCAUAUAUUUAAGGGAGUAGCUCUUCAUUAUUUCUAACUCUACGGGCAAAAAGAGUACGGCGUUUUUACUCGGGCAUUUCCGCCAUUCACCAUUAAGUUUCCUCCGGCGCAGGAAAUGAAUAUCGUCACAUGACCUGGGAGAUGGAACACAAAUAACAGCUUGUGGGUUUAGCUUCUCCGCCUACUUAAGGGCAAGCAGUUAAUCGAAUCAGCAAGGGGUUGCGGCAUCUGAGUCGGCAGCUGAUUGGCUGGAUAUUUGUGUGCUGUCAAAAUCCCGAGUCUUUGUUGUACUUCCGUCGUGGCCGGACUGGAGCAAGAUGGUUGUAGAAAUUCAGCCAGACUGCCUUGGACUCUAUUGUGGAAGAACAUUGGAAAUUAUAAAUGGAACUGAAAUUCAUGGUGAUUGUGGGGUAUGUCCCAGAGGACAAAGAAGUGAUCCCUAUAAAAUCUGCCGCGAAUGUACGGGCUCCCCAGAACGCUAUGAUUGGCUUUAUCUUGGCUUUAUGGCAAUGCUACCUCUCAUUCUGCAUUGGUUCUUCAUUGAAUGGUAUUCAGGGAAAAAGAGUUCCAGUGCUCUUUUCCAGCACAUCACUGCUUUAAUUGAAUGCAGUGUGGCAGCAAUUGUUACCCUGCUUGUAAGUGAUCCCAUGGGCUCCCUGCACAUCCGCUCAUGCAGAGUGAUGAUGCUUUCUGACUGGUAUACCAUGCUUUACAAUCCAAGUCCUGAUUAUGUUACCACCAUUCACUGUACCCACGAAGCUGUCUAUCCUCUCUACACCAUUGUAUUCAUAUACUAUGCAUUCUGUUUAGUAUUGAUGAUGAUGCUUCGUCCUCUGCUGGUAAAGAAGAUUGCUUGUGGGCUGGGAAAGUCAGAUAGAUUUAAGAGCAUUUACGCAGCUCUUUACUUCUUCCCAAUUCUGACUGUGCUUCAGGCUGUUGGAGGUGGUUUGCUCUACUAUGCUUUCCCCUAUAUCAUCAUAGUGUUAUCUCUUGUUACCCUGGUUGUCUAUCUAUCAGCUUCUGAAGUAGAAACUUUCAAAGAUCUGCUUGUCAGGAAGAAAAGGCUUAUCGUUCUGUUUAGCCAUUGGCUGCUGCAUGCCUAUGGAAUUAUCUCCAUUUCCAAGCUGAGCAACAUUUAUCAGGACUUGCCUUUGCUGGCCUUGGUGCCCGCACCAGCCCUUUUUUAUUUGCUAACUGCAAAAUACACCGAGCCAUCCCGGAUAUUAUCUGAGGGAGCAAAUGGACGUUAAUUGUAACUAAUAAUAGUCUGGGUAAGUAAUGUAUAAAAGAGAGUCAGUUUUCUUGGAUCCAACUGUCCUUACCUUAGUUGUUAGCUUGUUAUGGAUCAGCUUUCAAAUAAAACUUUUCUUUUUUUGAGGAUCAAAACUGGACAACUCUGUACCAACCAGAAAGCAAAUUUUCUAAACAGUGUGGAUACCCAGUGUGUGUAAUGCCUUAAGACUCUUUAUCAGCUACAGAAGCCCUUGAUUUUAGCAGUUAAGUCUCUAGUCUUGUUCUGUAUAUCUGUUUUACAUUUGUCUGUUAUGUGUAAAUAAUUUGUACAGCAUACUUGAAAAUAGUGUAAUUUAUUGAUUUCACAGCACAGUAUUUUCUUACAUGUUUGAAUCUGCAUUCAUAGAAGAAUAAAAGAUUCAGUAUUCUAAUUUCAGUUUAUUCAAGUCUGUUUUAUCCUAGAGAGAAAAAACAAAAUGACAUAACAUAUUAUACAAACACUUUUAUCUGACCAAGCAUUUAUAUGAGAUAGAAAUUAUGUAGUAGCAAUAUUUGCUCUGCAUUAAGAAUUUGUUUGUGAAAUAUUUCAAGUUUGAAAGAGCUUAUGAAACACCUGUCCCUCUUUUACAACAAACACAUUGACAGAAUUUCCAUUUAAAAAGGAACACCAGGAUUCAGUUAUGUACUGCAAAUAAAUAAAUAAAUAAAUAAAUUUUAAAGAUCACCCUUUUAGGUGAUCUUUAAAAAAUAUUUUCUGUCUCCAGUUCGGCGGCUAGAUAGUUUAUGCGGUUCCACUUCUAGUAGUGAAUAACCAGAUAUGCCAGUUAUGUUUUAUAUUAUGUUGUGUGUUGUUUUAUGUGUAACAAUUUAUUUUUAAUUUUGUGAAGCUGCUAAGAGUUCUGAAGUUGGGGAGCCUAUAAAUUUGACAAAUGAAAAAAUAAAUAAAGCAUCUGUUAAAAAUUUG